Sphaeramia orbicularis (orbiculate cardinalfish) is the source of this 409-nucleotide messenger RNA. RefSeq names its product PDZK1 interacting protein 1 (gene pdzk1ip1). NCBI's taxonomy places the organism in Eukaryota, Metazoa, Chordata, Actinopteri, Kurtiformes, Apogonidae. The record is from RefSeq and is a predicted model, not a curated record. The coding region runs from base 26 to 376 and encodes 116 amino acids. The transcript has 4 exons.
UCAUUACAGACUCAGAGAAGCAGCGAUGGUUAAACUUCUGUCGGUUGUUUCCUGUUUGUUGAUGACGGCUGAAGCGGCGGCGGCUCAGUCCGGUCCGUCUGCGGGCGGCCAGCGGCUGCUUCCUCAGUGGUUGACCGGACUCAUCGCCGUGGCCGUCUUCCUCUUCCUCGCCUUCGUCACGUUUCUGGUGAAAAGAGCGUGGUGUGACGAGUCGAGCAGACGGAGUCCAGUGGAGACGGAGACGCCCAACGAACCAGUGAGCAACAACGGCAACGUGUACGACACCAGACUGAGCACCGUCAGGAGCAGCGAAGACGCUAACGCCUACGAAAACCUGGUGAUCGACAGCUCCGACGACAAAGUCACCGCCAUGUGACCGACCUCAGCUGAUCUGAUUGGACGUCUGAGC